AUGCGACAAGCAAACCCAAUAGUGGUGGGUAGCUUAUUAGUAGAACAAUUUAAAGAUUCUGGACGGAUAUACCGUUCGACCGAAAUUGUAAAGGAUUUUAGGAUUAAAGAAAAAGUCAAUUUAACGUAUAUGCAAGCAUGGCGUGGUAAAUGUAACGCAUUAGAACUUUUGCAAGGUAGUUCGUCAAGUUCUUUUGCGGAACUUCCCGUCUAUUGUUAUAACUUGGAGAAGGUUAAUCCAGGAACAGUGACACACAUACGCACUGAUUCUGAAAGUCGUUUUGAAAUGUUAUUUGUGGCCAUAGGUGCGGUGAUUCGGAGCUUUGUCCGUAAUUUAAGACCGCUUAUCAUCAUAGAUGCUGCCCACUUGAAGGGUGAAUUUAAGGGAACAAUGUUUUUGGCUGUGGGCAUGGACGGAAACAAUCAGAUUUUGCCUAUUGGUUAUGGCAUUGGUAAAUCUGAGGACGGUGAGUCGUGGACGUGGUUCCUUUCGAAACUGAAAGAAUGCAUCGGCGAACAUCCAGAAUUGGCAAUCAUCUCUGACCGGGCAGCUUCUAUACAAUUAGCCGUACGGUUGGUGUUUCCAAGAAGCUUUCACGGGUUAUGUUGUCGUCAUUUGAUGGUCAACCUUCGAUUACCGUCAAAAAAAAAAAAAAAGGAAUAUGAGAGUCUUUGGUGGAAGACGUGCAAAUCUUACCGGAUGUCCGAUUUUCAAGAAUCAUUUGACGCGCUAUGUGCUGCUGUUCUAAGAUUACGAGACAUUCUUAUAGAAAUUGGGUUUGAGAAAUGGUCAAGAGCACAUUGUCCAGCGAGAAGAUAUCAUUACAUGACAUCUAAUAGCGCUGAAUCUAUGAAUGCUUUAUCAAACCAUGCCCGAAAAAUUCCAAUAACCCAAUUGAUAGAAUUUUUCGUACAGUCUGUCCAAAAAUGGUUCUAUGAUCGCCGGAAAGAGGGAAUUCAAGGGGAACACUUUCUUACACCGUGGGCUCAAAAAAAAUUCGAGGCAAAGUGGAAGGUUCUCGUUCGUGGGUGGUUGCUGGAAUUUCCCAGGACAGUUUUGAUGUUGAUGACGGUGGAAAGAGAGGUUUAG
Molecule: messenger RNA, 1089 nt
Organism: Helianthus annuus (common sunflower)
Lineage: Eukaryota; Viridiplantae; Streptophyta; Magnoliopsida; Asterales; Asteraceae
Exons: 2
Coding region: 1-1089 (362 amino acids)
Source: RefSeq, a predicted model, not a curated record